Messenger RNA from Perkinsus marinus ATCC 50983, 1000 nucleotides. RefSeq lists its product as hypothetical. NCBI's taxonomy places the organism in Eukaryota, Perkinsozoa, Perkinsida, Perkinsidae. The record is from RefSeq and is a predicted model, not a curated record. Bases 1 to 981 code for a protein of 326 amino acids. The transcript is spliced from 4 exons.
AUGCGCCUCCUAUCGGGUCUUGGUGCAUCUAUACUUAUACAUUCGACUGAUACAGUGCCAACUACUGUGAACACAUUGGAGGACUUGAAGAAGAAGAUAAUGCUAGUGCGGUCCAAACACGAUAAGCAGCCGAGGAAGCUGCCCAUUCCAUCCCGGGGUCGGAAGCCUAUAGCAAGGGCUAAGGGUAGGGGUCCUCUACGCAAGCCGGACCACACUUGGCGAGAUGGAGAUCCCUACGUGUUCCAUGCACCGAGGGUUCAGGGUGUACGAGAGCAAUUGCCAGUCCCUACUGAUCCUGAGAUACGUGAUAGGUACCCUUGGUGGUGGUCAGCACUUGCCCCGCCAGACAAUGAUAAUGCUACACCCCCUCAGCGUAGAAAGCAGACAUCUCCAGUAUCUACUAGGAAAGACAACGAUCGGGCCAGCACUCUAGGCACCGAGCUACAUUUUUCGUCAUCCACCCUGGGUUCGAGGACGAGGGCGUAUCUAGAGGAAGAGCUCUCACGACCGCUGAGUGGCGUUACUGACAUAUUAGAUGGUAGUGUAUCAGGAGGCACCUAUCAGACGGCAGAGGAGGGUGAUGGGUCGAUGUGCUGCAGCGGAGGGGUUAGAGGAUGGAGACUCGAGAUGGAUCCAAUGGAGUUUAAUGAGGACAAGAGUAGUACUCGGAGGCCGCCACUCUCGGAGUCCGAAGAGGAUGUAAAAACAGAGCGGGAUGUGGAGAGUGAUGAUAUCCAGAACAUCCCAGCACCGUCCAUACCUUGCAGUUCACCGACACUGACGUCUGCUCCUGGGAGCGAAUCUUCCUUGAUGGAGAUUAUUGAUAAUUGGCAGCAGGAGUUAAGGGACUUGCGUCGCCACACUCGACCAGCCCGUCCACGGGUAUCUCCUCGCACCACCACCACGGUACGGUCCGCCACUAAGAGUAAUAUCUCCGUACCUUCAGUAUCAUCCUUCUCUUCGCUGAGCAUGGAUUACUAACAAUAAUUCAUCGAGCAUU